GUGAAUUCAUUCAGCACCCAGGAUAUUUUGGAAAAAGGCUUUAAAACCUGCGUUUAACUGCAGACACAGGGGCAUAUUAAAGUAACGCUAAGAAGUACAAGCGGCAAUUCUCAUCAACAUGAAAAGCACAAAAAAACAUUGUAGGCAGAUUGAUGGGAGAAGAAAAUACUGAACAUCUCUUUACGCUGGAAUAUCGUAAACACAAUCCUAACUGCCACAAAGAAAAGAAAGAUGAGACUGCUCCUGUAUUUUUUGAUACUUUUGGGGUCCAGUUAUGUGAUCUCAACUUAUGGGCCCCGUCAGAGAGCACAAAUGACCGGUGAUAUUUUACUUGGAGGGCUUUUCCCCAUACACUUUGGUAUUGCGUCCAAAGAUCAAGACCUUGCAGCUCGGCCAGAAUCCACACAGUGUAUCAGGUUCAAUUUUCGUGGUUUCCGUUGGCUCCAGGCUAUGAUUUUUGCAAUUGAUGAAAUUAACAACAGCAGCACACUCCUACCCAACAUCACAUUGGGAUACAGGAUCUUUGACACAUGCAACACAGUCUCAAAAGCUUUAGAAGCUACCCUUAGUUUUGUGGCCCAAAAUAAGAUUGACUCACUAAAUUUAGAUGAAUUUUGCAACUGCACUGAUCAUAUCCCAGCAACAAUUGCAGUAGUAGGAGCCGCUGGAUCUGCAGUCUCCACAGCAGUCGCAAACCUGCUGGGUCUUUUUUAUAUUCCUCAGAUCAGCUAUGCCUCUUCUAGCCGUCUGCUGAGCAACAAGAAUCAGUAUAAGUCCUUCAUGAGAACCAUUCCUACAGAUGAGUACCAGGCCACAGCCAUGGCAGACAUCAUCGAAUUUUUCCAGUGGAACUGGGUCAUUGCCGUUGCCUCAGAUGACGAUUAUGGGCGGCCAGGGAUAGAAAAAUUUGAGAAGGAGAUGGAAGAGAGAGACAUCUGCAUUCAUCUAAAUGAACUUAUUUCUCAGUACUUUGAGGAUCAUGAAAUUAAGGCUCUAGUUGACAGGAUUGAAAACUCCACCGCUAAAGUAAUUGUUGUGUUUGCCAGUGCCCCAGACGUUGAGCCUCUAAUCAAAGAGAUGGUCAGGAGAAACAUCACAGACCGCAUUUGGUUAGCAAGUGAAGCUUGGGCAAGCUCCUCCCUUAUCGCUAAACCUGAAUAUCUUGAGGUUAUGGCAGGGACUAUUGGCUUUGCCCUGAAAGCAGGGCACAUACCACGCUUCAGAGAAUUCUUACAACACGUCCAACCAAAAAAGGACAGCCAUAAUGAAUUUGUCCGAGAGUUUUGGGAAGAAACCUUCAACUGUUAUCUGGAGGACAGUCCAAGAGUCCAAGACAGUGAAAACGGCAGCACUAGUUUCAGGCCUUUGUGUACUGGAGAUGAAGACAUAACAAAUGUGGAGACCCCGUACCUGGACUAUACACACCUUCGCAUCUCCUAUAAUGUUUAUGUUGCAGUUUACUCCAUUGCACAGGCCCUGCAGGACAUUCUCACCUGUACACCUGGAUAUGGACCUUUUGCUAAUAACUCUUGUGCAGAUAUAAAGAAAAUGGAAGCAUGGCAGGUGCUAAAGCAGCUCAGACACUUGAACUACACAAACAGUAUGGGUGAAAAGAUGGACUUUGAUGAGAACGCAGACCUGGCAGCAAACUACACCAUUAUAAACUGGCACAGGUCUACAGAAGAUGGCUCCGUGGUGUUCCAGGAGGUUGGAUACUACAAUAUUCAUGCCAAGAGAGGAGCCAAACUGCUAAUUGACAAGACAAAAAUUCUUUGGAAUGGAUACAUUUCUGAGGUGCCAUUCUCUAAUUGCAGCGAGGACUGUGAACCUGGAACAAGAAAGGGGAUCAUAGACAGUAUGCCCACAUGCUGCUUUGAAUGCACUGAGUGUUCAGAUGGAGAGUACAGUAAUCACAGAGAUGCCAGUGUUUGCACCAAGUGCCCAAACAACUCCUGGUCCAGUGGAAAUCAUACGUUCUGUUUUCUGAAAGAAAUUGAGUUUCUCUCCUGGACAGAGCCAUUUGGCAUAGCUUUAGCCAUAUGUGCAGUGCUGGGUGUUGUCUUGACUGCCUUUGUGAUGGGAGUCUUUGUCAGAUUUCGCAACACCCCAAUUGUGAAGGCCACAAAUCGAGAGCUGUCCUAUGUCCUCCUGUUUUCACUAAUAUGUUGCUUCUCUAGCUCUCUAAUUUUUAUUGGAGAGCCGCAGGACUGGACUUGCUGUUUACGUCAACCUGCCUUUGGGAUCAGUUUUGUUCUCUGCAUUUCGUGCAUCCUUGUGAAAACUAAUAGAGUGCUUUUGGUAUUUGAGGCCAAAAUCCCUACAAGUCUCCAUCGUAAGUGGUGGGGACUAAACCUGCAGUUUCUCUUGGUAUUUCUGUGCACAUUUGUCCAAGUCAUGAUAUGUGUGGUCUGGCUUUACAAUGCCCCUCCUUCUAGCUACAGGAAUCAUGAUAUUGAUGAAAUUAUUUUCAUCACAUGCAAUGAAGGCUCCGUAAUGGCUCUUGGGUUUCUUAUCGGCUAUACAUGCCUCUUAGCAGCUAUAUGCUUUUUCUUUGCAUUUAAAUCACGGAAACUUCCAGAAAACUUCACAGAGGCCAAGUUCAUCACUUUCAGCAUGCUUAUAUUCUUUAUCGUUUGGAUCUCUUUCAUCCCAGCAUACUUUAGUACUUAUGGCAAGUUUGUCUCAGCUGUGGAGGUCAUUGCUAUACUGUCAUCAAGCUUUGGGAUGCUGGCUUGUAUUUUCUUCAACAAGGUCUACAUAAUCCUCUUCAAACCCUCUAGGAACACCAUAGAGGAAGUCCGAUGCAGCACUGCAGCCCAUGCGUUCAAAGUAGCUGCCAAAGCAACACUCAAACACAGCAAGACUUCAAGAAAAAAGUCCAGCAGCAUUGGUGGAUCUUCUGCCUCAACUCCUUCCUCAUCCAUCAGUCUCAAGACUAAUGGAAAUGACUGUGACGCCACUUCAGGAAAGCAUACACCAAGGGUGAGCUUUGGCAAUGGAACAGUUACUCUGUCCUUGAGCUUUGAGGAGUCACGGAGGAGUUCCCUGAUGUGA
Molecule: messenger RNA, 3054 nt
Organism: Mugil cephalus (flathead mullet)
Lineage: Eukaryota; Metazoa; Chordata; Actinopteri; Mugiliformes; Mugilidae
Gene: casr
Product: calcium-sensing receptor
Exons: 7
Coding region: 232-3054 (940 amino acids)
Biological process (GO): intracellular calcium ion homeostasis; regulation of calcium ion transport; detection of calcium ion
Cellular component (GO): membrane
Molecular function (GO): G protein-coupled receptor activity; calcium ion binding
Source: RefSeq, a predicted model, not a curated record